AUUGUCCAUGUCACUUCCUGAAGUCACACUUCACACUCCUGCUCAGUAGGUGGCGGUAAUGCACCAACAGCUGGUCCGCCAUCCGCCAUAAACCUGAAAGAAGAAGAAGAGUCUCUGGUUUCCUCUUCAGCAGUGUAUGAUAGGUGGCAGUAUGGAACUAGUUUUGGAUCUGAAAACCCGCAGAAACAGAAACUGGAGCUCCACGAGCUUUCAGCUAGUAAUUCUGUAGAUCUGAACAGUUCCAGUCUUCACUGUGGAUCAGCGGAGUCCGUUCUGAGGAAGAAAUGAUCAUCAGUUAGAUGCUCUUUACUCCUCUUUCUGCAUCGCUGCAUUUCCUCCGGAUUCUAGGAUCUUGUUAUUAUGGUGCAGUUAGAGAAAUGAAUGCUGUCCUGUUUCAGAUCUUCUGCUCCCGGUUUCAACUUCCCAAUCUGUUUGAAAUUUAGCUUCAGAAAUACACUCAACCAGAACAGUUCAUGAAGAGGAUAAACUAUUUAAACAGGGAAAAAACAUGGACUCCAGAAAAAUCUCAAUUACUCAGCCAACAUCCUCUCCUACCCCUCCCACACAAAUCCUGAAAAGUACAGGCAAGAAGAAAACUCACCACUGUUCAGACUGUGGGAAGAGUUUUAGUCGUAAGAGUAAUCUCCAACAGCACCAACGCAUUCACACUGAAGAGAAACUGUAUCACUGCUCAGACUGUGGGAAGAGUUUUAGUCGUCAGAGUCAUCUCCAACGACACCAGCGCAUUCACACUGGAGAGAAACCAUAUUAUUGUUUAGACUGUGGGAAGAGUUUUAGUCAUCAGUAUGAUCUCCAACGCCACGAGCGCAUUCACACUGGAGAGAAACCAUAUCACUGUUUAGACUGUGGAAGGAGUUUUACUGAUCAGAGUACUCUCAAAAAACACCAGCGCAUUCACACUGGAGAGAAACCGUAUUACUGCUCAGACUGUGGGAGGAGUUUUAGUCAACAGAUUGCUCUCCAACGGCACCAGCCCAUUCACACCGGAGAGAAACUGUAUCACUGCUCAGACUGUGGGAAGAGUUUUAGUCAUCAGAGUUAUCUCCAACGCCACCAGCGCAUUCACACUGGAGAGAAACCAUAUUAUUGUUUAGACUGUGGGAAGAGUUUUAGUCAUCAGUAUGAUCUCCAACGCCACGAGCGCAUUCACACUGGAGAGAAACCAUAUCACUGUUUAGACUGUGGGAGGAGUUUUACUGAUCAGAGUACUCUCAAAAAACACCAGCGCAUUCACACUGGAGAGAAACCGUAUUACUGCUCAGACUGUGGGAGGAGUUUUAGUCAACAGAUUGGUCUCAAAAACCACCAGCGCAUUCACACUGGAGAUAAACCGUAUUACUGCUCAGAGUGUUGGAGAAGUUUUAUUCAGCAGAGUCAUCUCCAACGCCACCAGCGCAUUCACACUGGAGAGAAACCGUAUCAAUGCUCAGACUGUGAGAAGAGCUUCAGAUAUUCUUGUACUCUGAAGAAACACAAAUGCUCUAAGAUCAGUAAUGGAACAGGGUUACGUUUCCAAAAACUUUGUAAAGCUAAGAACUUCGUUAACUAGUACUUAAGAUUGAACAUUAAUUAUAGAGUGUUUCCCAAAACUUUUUGUUACUAAAAAAACUAUGUUAACUUGCUCGCAAAUUAACAAGUAACCUGACCCAGUUGUUACUCUGAAAGUAGUUUUUAAGUGUAUUCUGCUUGCAGUUCAGCACCAGAGGAUUCUGAGGGAGAAAAUGUGAAAAUAAAUAUUUGUUUUUAUUUCUGUAGUUGAUUGUACAUCCAAUCAGUUAAUUCUUGCAGACAAGAGUUGAUGGCCAUAGACAAGCUGCUGUCUGUUAUUCUUCUUUAUUUUAUUUUCCUUGAUUGUAGAUUUACAUUAAAGACAUUAAAAACAAUCAAGGUAUACAUAUGAACUAAACGGAUUGAGUUUGGUUUUACUGAAACCAGUAAACAUGUUACAUUGCAAAUAAAGUAUCACAUGUCUGUGAACAGAACAUUGUUAUUCAUGCCCAAACAUCUGCAGCAAUGCUGGCAGCACACAUGUGCCUUGUCCUGAAAAACUGCAGUAUGACUUGGCCACUGUGCUUUAGCUCAGAUUCAGGGUGUUAUCAGUCUACUUAUAGAUUUGGCCAUCUAAACAAUUAUAUUUCUCAUAUCCUCAGGGAGAUCUUUCCCAUGAGGUGCCAUGUUGAAUAUCCAGUGGCCAGUAAGAGAGUAUUAUAACCUUGUAACUCUAAUGAGAAACAGUAGAUAUAUUCACUGUAGGGUGUACUCACAAGUUACCAGCUAUUUAGACAUUAGUGGCUGUAUGUGGAGUUAUUUUCAGUGGACAGUAAAUCUAUACUGCUCUACAAGCUGUACGCUGACUACUCUAAGUUAUAUACAAGUUCGAUUUUUUUAUAGUGUCAUUCCAUGAAAAUAUAUAAUAUUUGCAAAUCGUUCAUUUGUUCAAUUGAGUACACCCUGCCAAAAUGUGUCACAACAAAGCACAGGAAAACAUUUUCUCUUCUUAUUGGUCAGAUCUGUCUCAGGCAGAGCCGUGAAGUAAAUGAAAGUUCUGUGUUCAAAUGCAUAUUUCUGAAGAGUUUUAACAUCCUGCCAUUAUGUUAUCAUUGGCAAGAUUUUAAAUAAAAAAAUAACAAAUGUA
Molecule: messenger RNA, 2656 nt
Organism: Astyanax mexicanus (Mexican tetra)
Lineage: Eukaryota; Metazoa; Chordata; Actinopteri; Characiformes; Acestrorhamphidae
Product: gastrula zinc finger protein XlCGF49.1-like
Exons: 4
Coding region: 509-1570 (353 amino acids)
Biological process (GO): regulation of transcription by RNA polymerase II; central nervous system development
Cellular component (GO): nucleus
Molecular function (GO): DNA-binding transcription factor activity, RNA polymerase II-specific; RNA polymerase II cis-regulatory region sequence-specific DNA binding
Source: RefSeq, a predicted model, not a curated record